CGGGAGCAGCGCGACGGCCGCAAUGGCUUACAAACCUUGUUUCUUCGUACCUCAGGUCCUACUACCACUCCUGGCUUACUGCGCGUCCCGGUAUAAUGGUUUCGCCUUCGACUUCAUCACCAUGGAUUCGCUGCCGCAAGUUCCAGUCGGCGAUUCCCGCCGACAUGAUGACGUAAAGCAGGCCACCUGGAUCUACGAUUCGCCUCGCUUCAUCAAAGAAAACCCAUCGACAUCGACGACGCCCGCAGCGCCAGAUGUAAAAGGCUGGCAGUUCAGUGAAUUCUCCAGUGGGCACGGGAGCAGCGCGACGGCCGCAAUGGCUUACAAACCUUGUUUCUUCGUACCUCAGGUGGGUAUCCACAUUCCUUUGAACCUAAAAAACAAAAACAAACGUUUGCUAUUGCUGUUCCCGAGCCCACGGGUGUUUCUUAGUGUGAUAUUGGAGUACUUGAAAAAUUGUCUUCUUUUAUUGAUGUCGGGUGACGUAGAGUCCAAUCCCGGCCCUUUCACACGAACCACGUCGUCACAGUCCACCAAAGGAAAAACUAGCCAGCCCAUGGUUAGUAUGACAGAAGAUAAUACUGAGGGAGCGGUUGCACUGACCCAGGCAGAGCAAAACAUAGAAAUUUUGCGUAUGUUGCGCGAUCUUCAAAAGCAAUCAGCUGAAAUAGCAACAGGUAAUCAGGAAUUAAAACAAAGCAUCACUGAAAUUAGAAACGGUCAACAAAACAUUGAAUCUACGCUUACAAAUAUAGGCGGUAGAUUAACAGCUGUCGAAGAGAAGCUAGAGGUGCUAGAUAGUGUUGAAGUUGAUUUGCGGAAUACUUCCAACACGGUAGAAGGUCUUCAAAGACAAAACCAAUUAUUGCAGACUCGUAUUAACGAACUAGAGGACAGUCUUUAUGCGGGUAGCCGAGCUUUUGUAACAAAAGACAAAAACGAGAUGGAGUGA
Molecule: messenger RNA, 952 nt
Organism: Ixodes scapularis (black-legged tick)
Lineage: Eukaryota; Metazoa; Arthropoda; Arachnida; Ixodida; Ixodidae
Exons: 3
Coding region: 23-952 (309 amino acids)
Source: RefSeq, a predicted model, not a curated record